This is a messenger RNA of Fusarium musae, 861 nucleotides long. RefSeq lists its product as uncharacterized. The transcript has a single exon. The record is from RefSeq and is a predicted model, not a curated record. Bases 1 to 861 code for a protein of 286 amino acids. NCBI's taxonomy places the organism in Eukaryota, Fungi, Ascomycota, Sordariomycetes, Hypocreales, Nectriaceae.
AUGGGGGGCCAUAAAUCACGCACCAACGUGGAGACUUUCGACGACCCCAAAGACAAUGAGAUGGAAUGGGAAAUGACACAUAGACCUAAUCCCACAUCUCAAGCUGUCGAUCAGCUGCGUCUGGAGCUACGAACUGAAUUGGAUCGAGGCCUCGAUUCAGUCAUCAACAGAAUCGAUGCCGGACACCAAAAGUUCUUGCAGACCACGACAGAUUAUAUAGAGCAAACCAUCCGAAGAACAAUCGAGGGAUAUAUGGUUAAUAGCCAAGAUGACCUCCAGUCACUUCCUUCACAUCGCACAUCUCCUGAGCCCUCAAAUUCUCAGCUGUUGCUGGAGUCGGCGGAGGCAGACUACAAGACGCAAAUUGAAGACCUCACAGCAACGCUAGAGAAAACAAAGGCAGAGUUAAAGAAAAUCAAAUCUCAAUUGAAGGCAUCGGAGUCAAGAGCGGACCAACUACGAAGCAUCAUUGUACCUCGUAACGAGGAGCCCAUACUGGAUAGCGAGAUACAAAGAAUAUUCUCUGAAGUUCGGGCAUUAACCCAAUGGGUCGCUGAAAGGCUUUUUUCUAACACGGGCAAAUAUGGACAGCCCACAACACCUGAUAGUACCGCCUUCUUCGAAGAUAUUCAUGGCAUUCGUCCAGAACGUCGUCAGGAUGCCGUUCAUGCGCAUCUAUCUACACUGAUUAGACGACUGUUCUUCCCCACCAGCGUCAGUGAGUUCGACAUCGGUGGAAAGUAUGCGGAACUUCAGGAAUUAGUCGCAGUAACUGAGCGAAAAAUGAGGGGUGCCAUUACAGCAAAUCACCCUCAAGGUACAGAAUCCCUCUGGAGAGCCAAAACCUUCCUUGACCACUAA